This is a messenger RNA of Phlebotomus argentipes, 709 nucleotides long. Its product is annotated as iron-sulfur cluster assembly 2 homolog, mitochondrial. The coding region runs from base 1 to 672 and encodes 223 amino acids. Gene Ontology annotation, cellular component: mitochondrion. The record is from RefSeq and is a predicted model, not a curated record. NCBI's taxonomy places the organism in Eukaryota, Metazoa, Arthropoda, Insecta, Diptera, Psychodidae. The transcript is spliced from 2 exons. Gene Ontology annotation, molecular function: 4 iron, 4 sulfur cluster binding; iron ion binding; 2 iron, 2 sulfur cluster binding. Gene Ontology annotation, biological process: iron-sulfur cluster assembly.
AUGUGCAAAUCCGGUAAAUUGUAUAAAAUGUACAAAAACUCUACGCACUCACAAAAUCGUCGCGCUGUCACUGCCAGCCAUCAUGCUGAUCGACAAGGUUGUCAAACUUUCGGAAAAGCGAUAAGUUGUCGGAGUGAGAGAAGCACACAAAAACACUGCGUAAAUAUCAGUUUUCUCAGGAUAAUCAAUUCAUUUUUGCAUAGUUUGAGGUGGAAAAAGACCAAAGACUGUCCUUUCUGUGGAAUGGCACUGAACAUCCGGAAGAUUAUCACUCCUGUUUAUGCAAAUUACGCACUGAGAUCUGUGAGAUUCUUCGCAUCAGAAAAUGCCAAAGUAGACCCCAAUUCGGCUCUCAAGUUGACUGACUCUUGUGUGAAGAGGCUCAGGGAGAUUUGCACGGAUGGAUCCUUUCUCAGAGUGUCUGUCGACGGUGGCGGAUGCUCGGGAUUUCAGUACAAGUUUGACUUCGACACAAAGAUCAACAACGAUGAUAUCGUGUUUGGAGCGAAAGAGGCGAGAGUGGUGGUGGACAACAUUUCCCUCGACUACUGUGCCGGCGCCACGCUGAACUACAAGGAGGAACUGAUAAGAUCGGGCUUUGUGAUGGAGGGAAACCCGAAGGCGGAUCAGGGAUGCUCAUGCGGAGCUUCGUUUUCCAUCAAACUCGACUAGAAUUUUGUGAUAAAUUUCAAUAAUUAUCAAUGCAAAA